AUAUCAGGAACACUCCUGCCUCCGAGACCAAUUUAGUAUGAACUGGUCUGGACGGUCGGACAGCAAGGAAGUGGAAGUCAGACGAGUUCUCGAGCUGGAAGGUUAAACUCCCACAAACAAAGAGCAGGUGAGCCGAGUUCUCUCUCUCUAGAGAAAACGUGACACAAGAAGUUUUGCUGCCAACAAGGAUAAUAGAGGACAGAAGACCGGACCGGUAUACCCCCUGCGCUGUAUAGAGCUCACAGUUUUACAGGAAGCAUGAUCGCCAUGGACCCUGUCACAGUUCUCCUGUCUGUGAUAGUCAUCCUAUAUCUGGCCAAUGCUUUUAGCAAUCGAAAAAAUAAAAAUUACAAGAAUUUCCCCCCUGGACCAACGCCUCUACCCAUAAUUGGAAAUAUGCACAUGAUCGACAGAGCAAAACCCCAUAAUACAUUUAUAGAGUUAUCAAAGAAGUACGGACCAGUAUUCAGUGCCCAAUUGGGGUUAGAUAAGUUUGUUGUCCUGUGUGGGUAUGACACUAUAAAAGACGCUUUAAUCAACCACGCUGAGGAAUUCUCUGAAAGACCAGAUUCACCGGUGUUUGCUAAAACAUCAAAUGGAAAUGGUGUUAUCUUUGCUCAUGGUGAGAACUGGAAAGUGAUGAGACGAUUUGCACUCUCAACAUUACGGGAUUACGGGAUGGGGAAGAAGAGCAUAGAGAACAGGAUUAAUGAUGAAUGUGAAUGUUUGAUGCAGACAUUCAGAUCCUAUGAAGGAAAACCCUUUAAUAAUUUGACCAUCAUGAACGCUGCUGUAGCCAAUAUAAUUGUGUCCACACUACUCGGUAAUAGAUUUGAAUAUAAUGACCCUACCAUACUGAGGCUCAUGAAUUUGAUCAAUGAAAACGUCCGGAUCCUGCAAAGUACUAUGGUCAGGUUAUACAAUAGUUACCCCUCUCUGAUAGGCUGGCUUCCUGGGGGUCACAGGAAAAUUUUUGAAAACAACAAUGAAAUGCAGGAAUUUAUAAAAGCGACAUUUACAAAACAGAAGAAAGAGUUGGAUGUAAAUGAUCAGAGGAAUCUUAUUGAUUCAUUCCUUGCAAAGCAACAAGAGGGAAAGCCAGAAUCUACUUUAUAUUACCACAACGACAACCUAGUCACACUAGUCAGCAAUCUAUUUGCUGCUGGGAUGGAGACCACCUCAACCACUCUGCGAUGGGGCCUCCUGCUGAUGAUGAAAUACCCCGAAAUCCAAAAAAAAGUGCAAAAUGAAAUAGAUGGAGUGAUUGGAUCUACUCAGCCUCAACAAGAUCAAAGAAAGCAAUUGCCGUACACCGACGCCGUCAUCCAUGAAAUACAGCGUUUUGGUGACAUUGUCCCGAGUAACGUCCCACAUGCAACUACUCAAGAUGUCACUUACAGAGGGUAUUUUAUUCCAAAGGGGACAACCGUUCUCCCAAUACUGACCUCUGCACUGAGAGAUGAAGCCUACUUUCAGAAACCGGACCAGUUUUACCCGGAACAUUUUCUUGACUCAAAAGGCAAUUUCAAGAAGAACGAGGCAUUUAUACCAUUCUCAUUAGGUAAAAGAAGUUGCGCUGGAGAGAACCUGGCCAAAACUGAGCUAUUUGUGUUCUUCACCACCCUUCUACAGAACUUCACUUUCAAGGCUCCUCCUGGAGCUAAACUGGACCUCAGCCCUGCAUUAGGCUUUACUAAUGCACCAAAGCCUUAUGAAAUGUGUGCCAUACCUCGAAGCUAGUCCUGUUUUCAGCCAUGUUAUUUUACAAGAUGUGUCAUGAUUGCUAUGAAUUGCAUGAAAAAGAUCAGUAAGGUGGUAAAUAUUUUUAAUUUUGUACUUUGUACAGUAAAUGUAUUUUUGUAUAUAUGUAUACAUAAAAAAAUUAUUGCGCAAUAAAACAAAUAUAUAU
Molecule: messenger RNA, 1909 nt
Organism: Pseudophryne corroboree (corroboree frog)
Lineage: Eukaryota; Metazoa; Chordata; Amphibia; Anura; Myobatrachidae
Product: cytochrome P450 2K1-like
Exons: 12
Coding region: 259-1740 (493 amino acids)
Biological process (GO): xenobiotic metabolic process
Cellular component (GO): cytoplasm; intracellular membrane-bounded organelle
Molecular function (GO): oxidoreductase activity, acting on paired donors, with incorporation or reduction of molecular oxygen, reduced flavin or flavoprotein as one donor, and incorporation of one atom of oxygen; heme binding; iron ion binding
Source: RefSeq, a predicted model, not a curated record